AAUUCGGUUGUUUCCUGCGUUAGCAACAAUGGCGGGAAAGCAAAUUUCUGGCGACGGCUUGUCGGCGAACCUCGCUGGGAUGUCAAAGAACCAGCUUUAUGAGAUCAUGUCUCAGAUGAAGAGCCUUAUUGAACAGAACCAGCAGCAAGCGAGGCAGAUCCUCAUUCAGAAUCCAAUGUUGACUAAAGCGCUUUUUCAGGCACAAAUUAUGCUUGGAAUGGUGCAGCCCCCUUCGGCGAUUCCAAAAAUUCAGCCAACAGUCUCACAGAGCACUCAGCAGCCAGUACAGUUGACUCAACAGCCCAACAUUCAGCCUGCUCCAUUUUUGCCUGGGCAAGGUGGUCUACAUGAUCAAGCAAGUGUACCUCAAAACCAAAUUCUUCCAAGGAAACACCAAAACCAACCUCCAGUGCCAAUGUCAUCUGCUGCUGUCCCUUCAGCAAGUCAUCAAUCCCAGCCCAUGCCUGCACAUUCUUUGCAGGUGCCACAGCAACCUAAAGUACAUCUGACUCCCCAAAUGGCCCACGUGUCUCUUCCACAAUCAUCACAACUUCCUAAUGCACCUCCACCCUCUCUUCAUUCAUCUUCACAGCUCCAUCAAACCCAUAUUCCAAAUGUUUCUGCUCAGUUGCAGCAACCAUUGCAGGCACCUGGAUUUUCACAUAUGCCGCUGCAACCACCAAUGCAAUCACAGUCCAGACCACCUUCAGGACCCAACUUUCAUCAUCAGUACCCCCCACAAAUGGGGGCCAAUAUAGGUUUUCCGCAUUCUAGCGGUCCCCACAAUCUUCCACAACCCAUUUUUCAUCCAGGUGCGAAGCCAGCAAGUGUUGGGCCAUCGUUUCCACAGGGUCUGACUCCAGUUCCAAGUCAGUCAGCUACCCAGUCACCUUAUCAGGUUGGGGGAGCUGGAAAUGCAGUGCCAGUUGAUAGAGGGUCUUCUAGGAUACCUGGUCUCUCAGAAGGCAUAAUACAGCUUUCUGGCACUCCGGGACCUCCAUCAUUAGUUCCUGGUCAGAUGGGCGUUGGCAAUCAGCCUCUUAGGCCUCCUUCUUUGACACCCGAGAUGGAGAAGGCACUGCUUCAGCAGGUCAUGAGCCUUACACCGGAGCAGAUAAAUCUCCUGCCUCCAGAACAAAGGAAUCAAGUGCUACAGCUGCAACAAAUGUUGCGCCAAUGAAACAAAGAAAGCUAUAUAUACCAAAGAAAGCAACAAACGUUCAAGAUACAUUAGGUGCAGGAUUUGGGGUGUUGAUCUUCCAAUUCAACGCUGCUUGUUCGCAGAGAGAAUUGGUGCAUCUAAAUUCGAGCUGAGUGGCUGCGAUGAAGGGUUUCUACGUGAGCUGACUCAGUUCAAGUUGUUGUGACAUAUUAAACUCCAAUUUGUCUAUAAUUUGAUUGGUCUGAACUUUGUGAAUUUUGGGGUCUUUAUUUUUUUUUUUUCUAAUUUUAGUAUUAUGUAGUGGCAGUUGGGUAGCCGGAUGUUCCUUAAAGUGAUUAGGUGGGUGAAAUCAUGAAAUAUGAUGUGUUUUAUUUUA
Messenger RNA from Prosopis cineraria, 1538 nucleotides. Its product is annotated as cleavage stimulating factor 64. Lineage: Eukaryota; Viridiplantae; Streptophyta; Magnoliopsida; Fabales; Fabaceae. The record is from RefSeq and is a predicted model, not a curated record. Bases 29 to 1180 code for a protein of 383 amino acids. Gene Ontology annotation, biological process: mRNA 3'-end processing. The transcript is spliced from 7 exons.